Molecule: messenger RNA, 2082 nt
Organism: Pseudozyma hubeiensis SY62
Lineage: Eukaryota; Fungi; Basidiomycota; Ustilaginomycetes; Ustilaginales; Ustilaginaceae
Exons: 1
Coding region: 1-2082 (693 amino acids)
Source: RefSeq, a predicted model, not a curated record
AUGGACGGUCAGAGGACCGAGCCAUCGCCGGACCCACACGUAGUUCUUCGUCAACUGAUACAGCAAGCCGAGGCCAGUACAUCCUCGUCAAGUCUACUUGCUGGCGACGCUGGCUCAAUCAUCAGCGCCGAGGAUGACUAUUCGAAUCUCGAGUCAGAUUCGAAUGGCUCGGAUGAUGUCGCCGCCCAUGGGUCAUCUUCACCACCUCCAUCAUCGCCGUCCGUAGCUGAAAGCGCUCGCCCACUCUCGUACGCACAGCUCGACGCAACGCUAGCAUCCAUCAACGCAGACCGACGCGAGCUCGCUACCCUUUUACAGCACAACAAGUACCUAUCUACAGCACGCAAACGUAAUGUCAAGCACGAGCGCUCGCUCCAGAGCUCGCUACACUUUCUAUCGAAGACGCGCGACGAACUCAAAGCUAUCCUCCACUCGCUCGACAUAGCCGACGUCGUCGAUGCCGAGGACCAGUCCCUCGAGGUCAUUCGAACCUGCAAAAAAGCACAGGAUGCGGCUGCUAUGUGUCCCUUCCGAGCGUCCAUGAUCCAGCAGAUCCCGUUGCUACGCUUACAGUCGAUCGAACGCGCCGAGUACGACAAUGCGCUAGGCUCGAGGCUGUGGCUCGAUUUCGAAGACGCUCAACUGCGUUCAGCUGUCAAGGCCGUCGCUCUCAAAGCGCACACCAUUGCUUUGAGUAUGGACCCUAGCUUCACGGGUGAUCCGCUGGCCGAGGCUGCAAAGCUGGACGAGGUUUCGGCGCUUCACUUCGCCGAGCAGAUAGACGCUGAAGACAGCAACGCAGCACUUGCUUCAACCUCUUCGAGUCUGGUAUCAAGCGCAAACAAAGGACUCGAUUGGCACGCUAUUGCUGCUCGAAUACCUACACGCACCAUGGAGGAAGUCAAGACCCGCUGGUACGGUGUGCUUCGACCCAGCAUCAACACCGCUGCCUGGGAGCAGCACGAGGUUGACGAUCUCAUCCGGAUCGCCACACCUUUCCUGGCCGCUUACCUCGCACGAGCACGUACAGAAGGCGCUCAAAGCUCGACGGAAACGACGGAAGCUUCCGGUUCAAUGGCAGCUUACGCACGCACCGCAACGCCAGCUCCCGUGCCCUGGCAAACUGUUGCUCAAGAGCUUGGCACCGGUCGCACUGCGCAUGCAUGUUUCGUCGCUUACUGCACUGCCAUAGUACAGCGCGACCAGCCCGACAUGACGCCGGCAGAGGACGACAACGUCAAGGAGCUCUUUUCGCUUUUUCGAGGCGCCUGGCGAUUCAUGGCGCUGCACUCUUCCACCGGUACCAACCUCUCCAUAUCCUCCUUCGUGCCCGGAUCAGACUCAAAAUCAACGACCGAUGUACGAAAUCCUCGCGAAGCCUCGUUGCUGGGCAAAGUGGGACGAGAUGCGCAACUGCUCUAUCGACGCUUUCGCAACACGAUCGAUCCAGCGCUUGCCACCGGCUUGUGGUCGCGUCAAGAAGAUCUCGGCCUGAUCCAUGCGAUUCGUGACGUUGGACAAGACAACUGGGCCGCUGUAUCGGCUCGCAUUCCCGGUCGCACUUCGACUCAGGCGCGCGAGCGCUGGCUACGCCGCCUCAGGCAGAUUGUUGCUCAAGCUGGUCCGGAUGCUACCGAUGAACAGAUCGCAGACCUGAUUGAAGGCAAGAAGAAGGUCAGGUGGACCGCCGAGAUGGACGCGUUGGUGCGUGAAUGCGUUGAUGAUGGCUGGAGGGCGAAGGAUGGUCAGACGUUUGCGGAUGUUGCGAGCUAUGUAUCGGGGAAGCUUGGGGUGCAGCUUUCGGAUAAGAGCGUCCGCGAUCGGAUCAAGGUUUUGCGUUCCAGUAAGCAGGGUCGUCGCGCUCAGGACGAUGCUAAGGAGGGCGCACCAGAUGGGAACACGAGGAAGAGCGAGGAGCCAACGCAGUCGGAAGCAGCAGAGCGCAACGAAUCUUUACCCAGCUCUUCUGCGGCGAACACCGUACCAGAUGCCAGCCAUAACCCAGCUCAUAAUUCCGACACGAAGCCAAAGACGCGACCACGCACUGCCAUUCUACCUGGUAGCAAGCGCCGCAAGCUUUGA